AUGUCUUCAAAAUCCUCUCCCCAAAUCCAAGACAAGAUCAAACAACCCUCAUCCUCAGCCAUUGGUGCAGUGCUCCUUAUAGCUCAACAAUUCGGCUCGCGAGGCCUCACAUUCGUCGUCAACCAAAUCCUGCUGCGCUACCUCUCUCCCGAGCUCCUGGGGAUCUCCACCCAACUAGAAGUCUACUCUAUCACCGUCCUCUUCUUCGCGCGGGAGAGUCUACGUGUGGCUUUACAGCGACAACCUGAUAUCCUUGAUUCAUCAUCUGAAAAAGAUAAGGAUACGGAUGAAGAUGAACAAGUUGGGAAUGAGAAAUUCCCAGAGAAUCACGUGGACGCCAACACGAACGCUGGUCGCACCCAAGCCAUCGUGAACCUCUCCCACGUAUCGAUAUACCUUGGUAUAAUCUUCUCUCUCAUAGUAGGAUGGCUGUAUAUAUACACCUUGGCGAAGGGAGACCCGAUCGUUUUAGCGACGCCGUAUUUCAGGGAGGCAUUGAAGAUUUAUGGCGUGGCUGCUAUCUGGGAACUGCUAGCUGAGCCUUGCUAUGUUGUUGUGCAACAUAAAUCGAGGUUUGGGAUCAGAGCUUCUGCGGAACUAAUGGCUACGGUGUCGAGGUGUCUCGUUACUUGUGGCUCUGCAAUAUGGGCGUCACGGACUGGGAGGGACAUUGGAGUCUUACCGUUUGCGUUAGGGCAGGGCAUGUAUGCUGUGUCAUUGUCUCUAGUGUACUACUUGAAGGUCGGGAGAAUCGCAAGAGAAGGUGGUUUCUCACUGCUUGCGAAGAGGAUAUACUCCCGCGACACCUCAGCCUUCAUCUUCAACCUUCUCUCUUACCCUCUUCUGAAACUCGCCUCAAGCUUCUUCAUCCAAUCCCUCCUCAAACAUCUCCUAACACAAGGCGACACCAUUCUCAUCGCCUUCCUCGCCACCCCGCAAGCGCAAGGUAUCUACGCCCUAGCCGCCAACUACGGCGGGCUCGUCGCCCGCCUCCUGCUCCAACCCAUCGAAGAAAUAUCCCGCAACUCAUUCGGCAAGAUCCUGUCCUCCGUCGAUGGCAAACCAGCGAAGGCUCGCGUGACGGAAGUCAGAAAAACCCUGUUCAUGCUGCUACGCUCCUACGUGCUCUUCUCGGCGUGCGUGGUGGCGGUCGGACCGAGUAUCGCACCGCUGCUGCUGAAGAUUGUGGCGGGCGCGCGGUGGACGAGUUCGGGCGCGGGCCAUGUCCUGGCAACGUACUGCUACUACAUCCCGCUGCUGGCCAUUAACGGGCUGACGGAGGCGUUCGUUUCGUCUGUGGCGACAAAGUCGGAGAUCCACAGACAGACGGUCUGGAUGAUUGCCUUCUCUGUGGGGUUUGCCGGCGCCUCGGUUUUCUUCCUCCGCUUCCUGUCGCUAGGAGCGGAAGGCUUGGUGUGGGCGAAUGCUCUUAACAUGCUGUUUCGCAUUACCUGGAGCACCGCAUUUAUACAGUCCUACCUACACCGCUACGAGAGUAGGUUUUCAUUCGGUGAACUUCUUCCUAAGCCUUUGACGAUUGCUGCGGGCGUCGGUACAUACGCUGUGCUGGCACAGCUGGAAUCUGGGUUUACUGGCGGAAUCAUGGAUAUUAUUAAAAGCGGAAGCAUAGCUGCGGUAUUCUUAGUACUGAUGUGA
Drepanopeziza brunnea f. sp. 'multigermtubi' MB_m1 is the source of this 1656-nucleotide messenger RNA. RefSeq lists its product as uncharacterized. NCBI's taxonomy places the organism in Eukaryota, Fungi, Ascomycota, Leotiomycetes, Helotiales, Drepanopezizaceae. The record is from RefSeq and is a predicted model, not a curated record. Gene Ontology annotation, biological process: glycolipid translocation; dolichol-linked oligosaccharide biosynthetic process. Gene Ontology annotation, cellular component: endoplasmic reticulum membrane.